Molecule: messenger RNA, 1527 nt
Organism: Colletotrichum destructivum
Lineage: Eukaryota; Fungi; Ascomycota; Sordariomycetes; Glomerellales; Glomerellaceae
Product: Putative major facilitator, sugar transporter, major facilitator superfamily
Exons: 5
Coding region: 1-1527 (508 amino acids)
Biological process (GO): transmembrane transport; carbohydrate transport
Cellular component (GO): membrane
Molecular function (GO): carbohydrate:proton symporter activity
Source: RefSeq, a predicted model, not a curated record
AUGGCGCUUCUAUCACCAAAAGUGUAUCAGUGGCUCGUGGGAGUCUUCGCUUCCCUCGGCGCCUUUCUCUUUGGUUAUGACCUCGGUGUCAUCGCCGCCGUCGUGGCAUCAAACACGUUCAAAGAUGCCUUUUCCCCGGACACGUCGACGGAGGGCCUGGUGGUGUCCAUGUUCACCGCAGGCGCGUUUUUCGGCGCCGGCGCCGCCGGGCCGCUGGGCGAUCGCCUGGGCCGACGAGGCACCAUCGUCACGGGCGCCCUGUUCUUCCUCCUGGGCGGGGGUCUCCAGACGGGCGCGCGCGACAUCCACAUGAUGUGGGUUGGCCGUCUGAUCUCGGGCCUCGGCGUGGGCGCGCUCUGCAUGAUCGUCCCGCUGUACCAGGCGGAGCUGGCGCACCCCAGCAUCCGCGGCACGGUCACGGCGCUGCAGCAGCUCAUGAUCGGCAUCGGGGCGUUCGUGGCGACCUGGGUCGGCUGGGGGUGUUAUACCCAGCUCACGACCACGAGCGCGCAGUGGCGUAUCCCUUUGGCGAUCCAGAACAUCCCCGCCAUCAUCCUUGCUGCGUUGACUUUUCUGUUCCCCGAGAGUCCCAGAUGGCUCGGUGACAAGGGACGCGACGAGGAGAUGCUCAAGACGCUGGCCCGACUCCAUUCCAACAACGAUGUCAACGACGCUUUCGUCCGGGCCGAGUACGAGCAGAUCAAGACCGCGGUGGAAAUCGAGCACCAGCAAGAAGCGAGAUCGUAUAUGGACCUCUUCCGGUCGAGGAGCUCGUUCCGCCGCCUGUUUCUGUGCUGUGCCAUCCAAGCAUCGGUCCAGAUGACGGGAGUCUCGGCCAUCCAAUACUACUCCCCCCGGAUCUUUGAACAGAUUGGCAUCGCGACGCAAGACACGCUGAAAUACCAGGGCAUCAGCAACGGGCUCGCCAUCAUUGCCCAGACGCUCGCCAUGCUGCUCAUCGACCGCACCGGCCGCCGCUGGCCCCUCAUCGGGGGCAACAUCUUCAACUCGGUCACCUUCAUCAUCGCCGCCGUCCUCCUCGCUCUGUUCCCGCCGGGAGAGUCUAACAACCUCAGCGCCCAGUGGGGGUUCAUCAUCGUCACCUGGCUGUACAACUUCAGCUUCUCCUCCACCUGCGGCCCGCUGUCCUGGAUCAUCGUCGCCGAGGUGUUUGACACGAGGACUCGCUCGAAGGGAGUUAGUAUUGCUACAAUGGUCUCUUUCGCAUUCAACACCAUGAUUGGCCAAGUUACCCCGGAGGGAAUGGAGUCCGUGGGGUACCAAUUCUAUUUCCUUUUCAUCGUAUGCAACAUCACAAACGCCAUCUUCUUCUGGCUGUUUCUGCCGGAGACCGCCCGCCGCCCGCUCGAGGAGAUGAACGAGCUGUUCAGCAGCAACAGCUGGAUUGUUGCUGGAAAGGCCAGCAAGAGGUACAACGGCCAUGAUCUCGAGAACCGACUGCACGAAAAAGAGCACCACGCGUCGGUGGACGCGCAGGCCGAGAAUGCGUAUGCCGAGACGAAGUAG